AUGUUUUCUCAACUUGUCCGGAGUGUCAAGGAGACCUUGUGGAACGUGCCUAGUCCCGUGCCUUCUGCCAUAGUAUUCGAGAUUUCCAGCAUUUUAUCAUUGGCUGGGUACAUUACUAAAUGUUUCGCCCGCAUCGUGAGCGGCGCCAUCGUUAGGACAGAGUUACAACUUGUUAAAUGCUGCAUCUCUUUCUAUCAACCCUACUUUAUUGGCUCGUCCACUUAUUCACACAAUUCUGUUCUCUCAUUUCCUCCCAUGUCGCCUAAGAGUGUGUCGGUACAAGGGGGUAUAGUGAAGCGUAAUCAUCUCCACCACCGAUACCUGGUGCCGUUUGCAGGUAUCCUGACUUUCAUUCUGCCUCCCCUUUUUUUCACCCCCACUCGACAAUUGGCCGCUGCUAAACAUCAAAGUCACUGUUUGGCUGUCGGAAAUCUGGCUGUCUAA
This is a messenger RNA of Protopolystoma xenopodis, 444 nucleotides long. The record is from the annotation of a GenBank genome assembly. Lineage: Eukaryota; Metazoa; Platyhelminthes; Monogenea; Polystomatidea; Polystomatidae.